Molecule: messenger RNA, 1173 nt
Organism: Caenorhabditis briggsae
Lineage: Eukaryota; Metazoa; Nematoda; Chromadorea; Rhabditida; Rhabditidae
Gene: Cbr-inx-6
Product: Protein CBR-INX-6
Exons: 8
Coding region: 1-1173 (390 amino acids)
Cellular component (GO): gap junction; plasma membrane
Molecular function (GO): gap junction channel activity
Source: RefSeq, a predicted model, not a curated record
AUGUCGUCGCAAGUUGGAGCGAUCAACUCGGUGAAUGCGCUCAUUUCGAGGGUAUUCGUUCAGCCCAAAGGUGAUUUGGCAGACCGUCUCAACUCCAGAAUCACAGUAGUAAUUCUUGCUGUAUCCUCUGGACUUCUCCUCUCUUCACACUUUAUUGGAGACCCGAUCACCUGUUGGACACCAGCUCAAUUCACAAAACAAUGGGCCGAUUUUGUGAAUCAAUAUUGUUUCGUCCAUGGCACAUAUUUUGUUCCUCUCGACGAGCAACUUUCAUUUGAUGAGGGAGAAAGAAGAAAAGACACAAUCCAGUACUAUCAGUGGGUGCCAUAUGUGUUUGCUCUUCAGGCCUUUUUAUUCUACAUUCCAAGAUUUGUAUGGAAAGCAUUGAUUUCCUAUAGUGGUUACGAUCUGGCUGCUGCUGUCAAGUACGUGGAUCGUUUCUGGUCUUCGAUUCGGGAUCAAGACAGCACUUUCAAAUCUCGUCUAGCUGUUUUCGAAGGACGUCCAUCUGUAUAUAUUUGGGAUGGAAUACGAUUGGCUCGAAAGAAAAGAAGCAAGAAUAUGGCUCUGUUCUAUACUCUUUCUACUGUUUGGCAAGCAAUCAAUGCCUGGAUUCAAUUUUAUAUUCUCACUAAACUUCUCGAUUCACCUUUAUAUUCUGCCUGGGGGCCAUCUAUUCUUGGAGAUUUGAUUCAAGGAAAUGAUUGGCAGACUACUGGACACUUUCCAAGAGUUGUUCAUUGCGAUUUUAAUACAAGACGACCGGCCAGUGUUCAGCUGGACACUGUACUUUGUGUUCUUACUCUGAAUAUCUACUACGAGAAACUUUUCAUCUUUCUCUGGUUUUGGCUUGUUUUCGUGGCAAUCGUCUCCACCAUCAACUCCAUGAGAUGGAUCUAUUAUUUGUGCAACACUAGCAAAGCUCAAAAAACAAUUCGCAACUAUCUUGCAACUGCUCCAGUCAAAUCUCCAAUCAGUGAUGAGCAAUUCUUCGAUGCUCUGGGUCCAGACGGUCUCUUCAUUAUGGAUCAGAUGGCUCUCAAUUUGGGAGAUAUUCCAGCUAGUUAUUUGACAAUUUCAAUGCGUAACAUUUGUCAAGAUUUCAUCGAAGUAUGUGACGACUACAUCGACGACGAACGUGCUCCAUUUGUGAAAACAAUCAAACAAAAAUAA